This is a messenger RNA of Haliotis rubra (blacklip abalone), 1415 nucleotides long. Its product is annotated as retinol dehydrogenase 7-like. Gene Ontology annotation, molecular function: oxidoreductase activity. The coding region runs from base 114 to 1076 and encodes 320 amino acids. Lineage: Eukaryota; Metazoa; Mollusca; Gastropoda; Lepetellida; Haliotidae. The record is from RefSeq and is a predicted model, not a curated record. The transcript is spliced from 5 exons.
CGCACUAGCCGAGACUCGCAUCAGCAUAAAGUAUUGGUGUUUAGCACCAACCGACAACAGAUGCAUAUUACACAUAUCUAAAAUACAGAUAACAUUGAAGGUUGGUAUUCAAGAUGGUGUGGCUGUACGUUGUAGCUGCGGUGGUGGUUUUUCUUCUCCUGAAGGAGCUGAUGAGACUUCCAACUGUCGGCAAAUAUGGGGAGCGUUACGUCUUCAUCACCGGCUGCGACACCGGCUUUGGGAACCUACUGGCCAAACGACUGGACUCCCUCGGCUUCAACGUGUUUGCAGCGUGUUUCUCUGAAAGAGGAGCAGACGAACUGAGGAAAGUGUCGUCUUCCCGACUGAAGACGUUGUCGUUGGAUGUGACUAAACCUGACAGUAUUGUGAAGGCGCGUGCAACAGUUGAAAGACAACUUCCGUCAAAUAAAGGUUUAUGGGCAAUUGUGAACAAUGCAGGAAUAUCAGGCGCCGUAGGUCAGAUAGAGUGGCUGACAAGAGCGGAUUAUGAACGUUGUCUGUCCGUCAAUCUGUACGGUGUCAUUGAUGUCACGAAAACCUUCCUACCCCUUGUGCGCAGAUGUCGUGGUCGUGUGGUCAAUAUAUCAAGCAUGAUGGGAAGGAUAGCUGCCACGUCUGCCCCCUAUGUUGUGUCCAAAUAUGGUGUUGAAGGUUUCACAGAUUGUCUCAGACGUGAGGUUUUAAAACAGGGCGUUAGUGUCCAUUUACUGGAGCCUGGCUUCUUCAGAACAGAUAUAGUGAAUGUGGACGCCAUCACCAAGUCCUUCCAGACAUGUUUCAAUCAGACAGACCCAGAAGUACAGCGUUACUAUGGAGGCGAAUUCGUCCCGAAAAUGAAAACCAGAAUUACCGAGAUGCUGGAGAAAGUGGCGUCCCCCAAGACGCACCUGGUUGUGGACGCCUACACACACGCCAUCAUCGCCACGUUCCCCCGCACUCGCUACCUGGUGGGAAACGACUGUAAAUACUACUUUAGAUUGUUGUGGAAUCUGCCUGAGUGGAUCUCUGAUCGGGUCCUCACGGCCAAUUUCCUGGUGCCAGAGGGUGCAGUGUAGAACAUACCAGAAGAAAGAACAUUUACCAUUAUACGCGGAAUAUAUUGAGUAAAACAUGACGACGGUACAUGAACAGUACAACGUGAUAUCUCAUAACUUACCUACUGACACAGUUGAAAUCUGAACGAAUGUUAAUUUAUUCAGCUUCUGUUCCUUUAUAUGUAUUUGCAUGAUUUUCGUUCAUGUAUAUUUUAGUUUAAAAGCAUGAGAAAUUCAACCUCAUCCAAGAAUUGUAAAUAUGCCUCAUUAUCUGGACACUAAAAUGGAGAUGAUAUAUACGGUAUCAUGAAAUUGCCGAUGGUAAACAUAUCUGAGUAUAUAAAGUUGCUUUUGUUCAAA